GCUAAGGAGCUCUAUUCGGUCGUUUUAGAAACAAAAUCCAAGGCAGAAAACGAGCCCACCUGGGAAGGGAGAGGGGGAUUUAUUUGUAUUUAAAGAGACUAGAUUCCUCCUGCCUUGGAAAGGAAGGCACCGCAUCUCUUACCUCGGCUCCUUGAGCGCCCUGAAAGGACGGAUUUGAUAGGAUGCCUCCCUUUCUGGAGCUUGCGGUGCCAGCAGCAGAAGAAUAAAAUCGUAGCAAUGGUCCCCAGCAGGAGCAUGAGCAAGAAGAGGGCACAUUGGAUGCUGUAGGGUCGCAGCAAAACCAGGAACGCGGCGGCGAUCAUGGUUCCCGUGCGUGUGUGCGGGGCUGAGCGCGGAGCAGCCGGGAGAGGAGCGGGCAGGCUUCUUAUCGAGGCAGCGGGAGCAGCAUGAUUCCCGGUCCGUGCGCUCCUGAAAUCAGGAUCCGGAAUGGCUGCAGCAGACACACACCGCGCUGCUGCGAUGCGCUAGUGAGUUAGUGGGGAGAGGACUUCAGUCCAUGACUCAGCAGACGGGAAGGAGGCGGCAGCGGCAGCAGCAACGGGGAUUUUUCCGCCGGCUUGUACACAACUGAGAGCAGCGAGCGAGCGAGGCGGUGCCGAUGGAUCAGCAGCACCCAGCUGCAGUCCUGCCCUGGAACAUGGAGGGGCCCCCCCGCUUGAGCUGAUCUUGCAGCAUUGCACCGUGCUGUGCACCUCCAGCUCCUGCAUCACAGAAAUGCCCCGUUUUAAUGCUAAUGCUGCUGCUGCUGCUGACACCGAGGCGAUGGCUGCCCAUCGGUUGGCAAUUUACAGCAGGGGCGGGAGGAGGAGGAGGAGGAAGGGGGCUGAAUCCCAAACUUUGCUCCUGCUGCCUCUGGCUGCUCAUCAAGGGGAUUUUGUUUUUUUGGUUUGGACUUGGCUGGCGGGUGGCUGAUGACAUCACACGAGCUGCAGCUGCUGCAGAGGGGAGAGCGAAGAUGGCUGCGGCGAGGUACAGUAAGGAAUGAAGAGGAGGUGGCAGGAGGAGUUUCUCCCAGGAGCCGGGCAGAGAGGGCUGCACGGUGUGGGGGCAGUGUCCGGAGUAGGGGAGCACCGCGAGCGGAACAAACCCAGGCGUGCGUGGAGAGAGAAGCAGCAGCCAGACAAAGCAUCUGCCCGCAGGCUGCUUCCUUCCCUCUGGAGCUGAAGAUCUUUCCUCUUGCGGCUUCGGAAGAGGCGACAAGACGCUGGGAAGCAGAACCACAAGCAAGGAACUAACACGGCUGUGGCUGUGUGACAAGAAAAUCCCUUAAAAAUGAAAAAGUUCACGCUGUUUGAUUUUGUAAAUGAUAAUUCACUACAAAUCGGAGAGACUUCAUGGAUUCAGGAUCUUCCCAAUGACGGCAGUGAACUAGAAGGACUCCUGAAACCAAAUGAGCAGGUGCUAGUUAACUGGCCUGUGGGAGAAAGGAAGACAGAGAAACAUUUAGUAAAAGUAGUGUACAUGAGUGAUGACCCUCAAGAGCUAGUUGAGAUGAUGCAAAAGAUAUUGCAGGCAGAUGAAAUUACAAAAAUACAAGUUGUUGGAAAAGGCAAGAGGAAGAGGAUUGAGAUGAUAUUCUCAGAGAGUGAAGAUAGUGACCUGGACAAAGGGCAGGGGAAAAUGAUGAAGAGUAUAAAAAGAAAGAAAUCAUUACAGGCCUCUGCCUCUGCCAACAUCCUGAGUCAACUUGAAACAUCUUUAAUUAACAAACAGAGAGAACCAUAUUCUGGAAAUGCGUUUCUGUACAGCGAAAGCAGCAGUGAUGAUGAGGAGCCCUUGUUUCAGUUAUCCAAAGUGGAACUAUGUGCCAAAAUAAAAAGUCUGAAAAGGAAACUGACAGACACUAUGAGAGAAAACUGUCGCCUACGGCAGUCACUGGUCAUGCUUCAAGUGUUGCCACAGGCAGUCACACAUUUUGAGGAACUGGUAGGUAUGGCUGAGGCCCUGCUCAAGGGGGGAGUGACCACAUCUGCCUCCAGUAUUCAUUCACACACUGUCUGGAAAGCAUCAAACAGUUCUUUAUCAGAUUCAUAUGCAACUAUCCACAGUAACUCCAAUUCACCGAUAGCAUUGAACAUGGAGGAAGAGGAGCAACAGCCUGAGAAACAGUUCAAGGUUGAAAAAUGGCAGAUUGCCCUCUGUAACAAGAGCAAGCCUCAAAAGUUUAUAAAUGAUUUGAUGCAAGCCCUUUAUACACACGAAUACAUGGCCACACACAGUCUGACAGGUGCAAAAUCCUCCUCUUCAAAGGAUAAAGCAGCAAAACCAGCAAUGAAUCAGAAUGAAGUUCAGGAAAUCAUAGGAAUCACAAAACAGUUAUUUCCAAAUACAGAUGAUGCUUUAAUUCGGAGAAUGAUGGGGCAAAAGCUAAACAAUUGCACCAAGAAGCCAAUUUUGAGCAAAGAUCUUAAUGCAGUUGUUUUUCAGAAGCAUAGCUUUUGUGGUUCACCAGCUCCUCCUCCCAGUACUCAGGACACCAUCCCAUUGGCUCCUGUUUCCAGCGUGCAAGAUCAGCAAGAUGAUGACUCACCGGCUCCUCCCACACCAGUUCAGCAUGGUGACAGCUCUCUGGCUUCUCCUCCUCCCAGUACACAAGCUCAGCAAGGCGGUGUCACACCAACUUCUUCCAGCAUGGAGUCUCAAGGCAGAAACUCACCGGCUCCUACUCCCAACCAGGGCUGCAGACAGGAUUUCAGGAGCUCCGACAAGAAGUAAAAGCAGACCCUUCAUAGUGGUUCAGGCAGACACUGGAGGAUGGGGACAGUAGAAAAUGGGCAGGAAGAAGUGACACUUAACAGUGUGUUCAGAACCUAGCAACAGUGGAUAAAGAUACUGGAAGAGGAAUAGAGGUCCGGGGCCAAUUUUCUGAUUUGUAAUGAAAAUUCCAGAGUGUAGAAGAAAAAUUCAAAAUGCUUCAAUAUCGUCAGAUUUAAGUAUUAUAAAAUACAUGCAUGCCCUACUGUAGUUCAGAAUGGAUUAUAACUUGUUCCAAAAUAAUACAAAUGUUCUUUAUAACCAGAUAAUGGACACACUAUUUAAGAUAAUGCCAAAAAUAAAACCACGAGGAGCUUCACAGCCCAGACCAAACACCCAUCUAUACAUAUGAGAGCAAGAUCUUUAGUCUUCCAGACAGAAGAAGGUUCUUUACUAUAAUCCAAGGGAUCCAGAGAGGUUUGAAAUACGGACAGACAGUGUUAGGAUGCAGAUAGUGUUAGCUUUCAGAGGGAUGAAAAAACAGGGACUCAAGGACCCAGAUCUAGAAAGACUUAGGCACCUAAACCCCAAAGGGGUUCCCUUUCUUGAUCCACGCCAAGGAUACUGUUGGGUCAGCAAUGAGUGCUUCUCUCAGGAGCUGCUGUUCUUUUGCCCUAAUAAGGGGAGUGGGGGAGAAGAGGGAGCUAAGGCUCACUUUUAUCUCUAAGGAGUUGGGAGGUGGCUCAGGUUUCUUUUGGCCUAGAUGCAUGGAGGACCUGGAGCAUCUUUUCUCCUCUGGAUAUAGUAAGGGUGUGGCUACCAGCGUGUGAGAAUUUUGCCAGGGCAGUUCUCCAUAUUAGCCCUCCAUAUUCACCUAUAUGUGGUCUGGUGAAUUUUAGAUUAUUUCUUAGAAGGGUGUGAGAAAAAAGGCAAAUUACAGUAACCCGAAGGCAGAUAAAAAUCACCUGGCAGCACUGAGAGCCCUGUCUAAUUUGAAAAACUGUCCCUUAAACAAACACAUUAAAGUUGUGUGUCUUUCUCCACUCCAUUUCCCACAGCUUCCCACUCCGUUUUACCUCAUGGGAGGAGGUACAGGGGACAGACACCUGAUUCUGCUGGCUGAGGUCAUGACCUCCUCUUCAGGCCUCGUUUCUGCCAGUGCCCUGGCUCUACAAAGUUUAGUUGAUUCACAAGUCCCAAAUAUCCCUUUUUUCACUGAACGUGAGGAGUCCCUUCUCUUUUUCUCCAGGGACUAGAAAGGGGGUAAUGAAGGGAGAGAGGAGUUCCUGCUCCUUUUGACCUGGAGGGCAGUUCUCUUGAGGAAGGGACUUCUUGUGGAGGAUAAAGAUACCAGCUGCUGCUGCUGUCCAUAGUGUCUUACAUACCUUCUCUUGCUGGCUUGGAGCGACAGUAGGACAGGGUCUGACAGGAAGUAUGUUCCUGCUGUGGGUGCUGUAGCUCCGCAGUAAAUAUGGUACCUGCCUUUGAGAAUUGACCACCCCCUUUAGCUUGGUCCACUGAAUUAUGAGUGUUCUACUGUGGCUGAUCAAAGAGACGCAGAUGGCAGGCCAGUUUGACUUUGGAUAUGAUAGGGAGGGGUAGUAGGAUUGAGAGGGACCUCUGUCUUUGGAAACCUUAGAGACACACUUUCCCCAUAAUUCUUUGCAGGGUUUUUGUUGUUGACUCCUGGCUUCCCAAGAAAUCUGUUAGUGACAUAUGGGCCAGUGUAAGCUUGGGUGCAGGAAGCAUCUGAAAUAUUGCUUUUAAUUUUGAGCAUCUCAUUCCCAGAAAGAUAUUGACAAAUUAGAGGGAGUUCACAGAAGAGAAACAAAGUUAUUGAAGAACUCAUUUAGUGGAAAAAAACUAAAAGAGCUACAUAUUUUUUCCUGGCUAAUCAGUGACUAAGGAUCAGAGCAUAUAGUAACAGUCUACACAUGUUAGGGUCUAAAUGUGGAGGAGAUAGAGAAGUUAGUUAGAUUGGUUUAAGGGUAUAUAAAUAUAAGUAACAGGAUGAAGUUAAGAAAGAGAAUAUUUAGGGUGAAUGUAAAAAAAAAUUGUCUUGACAGUAAGAUGUAAUAGGCUGUGAAAUGGGGUCUCCCAAGGAAAGUGCUGAAAGCCCAGUUUAUAUGACAAUGCACUAAUAAAUGCACUGUAAAGAAGAUUCUUGCAUAUGCAGGGGAAUGGACUAGGUGUUCUAAUAGGUCUCCAUCUUCGACAUCUCUGGUUUUCCUUGUAGAUAAGUUUAAGAUGAAAGCAGAUAAAACAACAUGCCAGAAGGCUCUGGCUCAUGGUGUUAACACCAUAGAUAAAAUAUAGCUGAAAGAAUGUUUUGCUACUGUGUAUAUAUUGUACAUAAAACUGUAUGUAUUGCAUUAUUAAUGUAUAUACUUAAUCAUAUUUUUGAAGCAACUUUCUAUAAAAAUACAAAAAUUAAAACUUA
Molecule: messenger RNA, 5155 nt
Organism: Mauremys mutica (yellowpond turtle)
Lineage: Eukaryota; Metazoa; Chordata; Testudines; Geoemydidae
Gene: BEND6
Product: BEN domain containing 6
Exons: 9
Coding region: 1294-2736 (480 amino acids)
Biological process (GO): positive regulation of neuron differentiation; negative regulation of Notch signaling pathway
Cellular component (GO): nucleus
Molecular function (GO): transcription corepressor activity; DNA binding
Source: RefSeq, a predicted model, not a curated record